GCUUGCAGAGACAGUGGUAACCGUGGAGAUGUCCAGGGACAUUGUUUAUACCAAGGAAGAUGUUUUCGGGGGAACCGUUUGGAGUUGACAACCAUAACUAUGUCUUUGAAGAGUCCAUGUGUGAAACUCCAGAUAUGUCUACUUACUGCCAGACUGGGGAUGAAGUGACCCCAAGAAGCACACCACAACCUGGCUACUCAGGUUCUGAUAGCUCAGGGAAGAGACCCUUCCUAGUUGCUGCAAUGUUUCUGGGGCUGCUGUGUGUUCUACUGGCUGGGAUCAUUGGCCUGUCAGUCUCCUUUCAGUUAACAGCGAAAACCUGCACCGAAGGAUGGCAGAGGUUUGGCUGCAGCUGUUACUACAUCUCUACUGAGGUGAACACCUGGGAUUAUGCCAGACAGGACUGUCUGAACAGAGGAGCAGACCUGGUGAUCUUAAACAGCGAAGAUGAACAGGUAUUUCUCACUACAUUUGAUCGAUGGAUCUGGAUUGGUCUGACGGACAAAGGGACACAGGGAACCUGGAAAUGGGUGGACGGCACACCACUCACCAAAGCGUUCUGGUGGUGGUCAGAACCUGAUUCUGCCACUGGAGAGGACUGUGCUAUGAUGUAUGGAGGUGUACAAAAUAUUCCUCUACACGCAUGGAAUUACUUUAGGUGUGACUUGGAAUUGGAAUGGAUUUGUGAGGUGGUUGUUUCUUAACAAUACCAUUACAACAUUGUCUACCCUCAAACAACAACACACACACACCUUAAACUUGUCAUGCCAUAUUAUGCUUGUGAUAUUGUCACAAUAAAGUUGA
This is a messenger RNA of Oncorhynchus gorbuscha (pink salmon), 804 nucleotides long. RefSeq names its product C-type lectin domain family 4 member E-like. The coding region runs from base 60 to 704 and encodes 214 amino acids. NCBI's taxonomy places the organism in Eukaryota, Metazoa, Chordata, Actinopteri, Salmoniformes, Salmonidae. The record is from RefSeq and is a predicted model, not a curated record. The transcript is spliced from 5 exons.